ACAGAAAGAAGCACGGACACGACCGCACGUACUGGGGCGAUACGGAGACGUUACCGCGCGGCCUGGAGACACGGCAACAGCGCGGCGACGACGCGGUCAGCGAUCCGACGUUUCGCGAACAGUUGAGAAUCGAGAGCGGGAGAGGGUGGAGAGUUCGCUCGUCGAUCGGUCAGACCGCGCGCGGUCGACAUGGGGAAGACCUUCGAAAACAAGAUCUUGAUCGAGAUGAUACGACGGAAUCCGGUAUUGUACGAUCAAUCGCACGCCAAUUAUAAGAAUGUGAGGAUUAAAGACAAAAUAUGGAACGAGAUCGCAGACACCCUCGGCGAGACAGACUGCGGCGAGGAGAUUAAAAGAAGAUGGAAAAACCUCCGAGACUCCUUCAGCAAACACGUGAGAAGCGAAACGGCUGGCUCCGGUAAAGGGAAAGAGGCGAAGUUCUUGGAUCGUUACAAAUCGUGGCCUUGGGCGAAACACAUGGAAUUCCUCAGGCCGUACCUGACAAGAUCGGAUUCGACUCAAUCGACUCCAGCGACAGAUGACAGUGAGUUGUGCCCGGUGUGGACCGAAGAAGACGAAUUUCUGUCGGAACCUUCGAGUCUGAACGUACCUAAAAAGAUGGAAAUCGAAGAGGACGAAGAACCGCUGCAAGAAUCGAACUCGGAAAUCCGAACGAUCAUCUCGUAUUUGGAGGAGAGACGACGGAACGCGCGCGACGUCGAUGACGUUGAUCUGUUGUUCCAGGGCUACGCGAAAACGGUCAAAAAGCUCGCGCCGAAAAGGCAGAUCAUGAUUAAGUUUAAGAUAUCUCAGAUGCUCAUGGAGGAAGAAUUGGCGGAGCUGGAGGAGAUGGAGCAAAGUGUUUAUGAAUAAAAAUGAGUUUUGGGCGGUUUCGUUUUUGAUAUUAUGCUAGUCUUUAGUUUCCAAGUUUCAUUUGAUUUAAGGUUUUUAGUGAUAAAUGAUGGCAACCUAAGCGUCAAAGCGAAGCCAAGAAUUCAACUUUCUCAAAAAACGACUAAUAAAAAAUAUCUAAAAACUGUUGCGCGUCUAUGGUCGAGAUGGAAACUUGUUUUCUGAGUAAAUCGGAUGCGUAGAUUCCAAAUUCGAUGUCGAUACAUCGCUAGAAUUUCCGGCUAUCCCGAAAAAAUAGUUUCUUGUCAAAUUUUUACCCUAAAUCCAAUCUGAUAACACUUCAGAAAUUUUUCACUGUGAUAUUCAUAUUCAGCGCCCCAAAUUACCUGAUUGAGAAAAGCUCCGCUUCUAUGCAGUCAUCGAUAGUAAAAAUGGGUUUUUAGCACCUUUAGAGACGCAAAAAUGCGUAGUUUUACAAUUUUUCGAUAAAUAAUUAGAUCUAAAUGAUAAACGGGAUCAGAUACACGUGAAACGACUUCGGAUUCGGUAUUGGCAGUUCAAAAUACCUGGAAUACAGGUCAUUUGAACCGCAUUUAAAGCAUUUUAACAUAUAAUUACCAUCUAUAGGGGUAUUCUUACCAAAAUGGCACAAAAUGGGUCAGUCGGGAACGUGAACGCAACAUAUAAUACGCUUUUUGGGUCGCUGAAACCGAAUCCAUGGCCCAUUCCAUCCGAAAAUGCCUCGUUUUCAAGAUACUGGCGAGAAUUCAGCUUUGUCAAAAAACGACUAAUAAGAAAUUUCUAAAAACCCUUGCGCGUCUCUGAUCGAGAUGGAAAUUUGUUUUCUGGGUAAAUCGGGUGCGUAGAUUCCAAAUUCGAUACAUCGCUAGAAGUUCCGGCUUCUUGUCAAAUUAUUA
Messenger RNA from Acanthoscelides obtectus, 1769 nucleotides. The record is from the annotation of a GenBank genome assembly. NCBI's taxonomy places the organism in Eukaryota, Metazoa, Arthropoda, Insecta, Coleoptera, Chrysomelidae.